Limanda limanda (common dab) is the source of this 2682-nucleotide messenger RNA. Its product is annotated as protein unc-119 homolog A-like. Gene Ontology annotation, cellular component: centrosome; spindle midzone; spindle pole. Gene Ontology annotation, biological process: negative regulation of caveolin-mediated endocytosis; lipoprotein transport; negative regulation of clathrin-dependent endocytosis. Gene Ontology annotation, molecular function: lipid binding. The coding region runs from base 1 to 717 and encodes 238 amino acids. Lineage: Eukaryota; Metazoa; Chordata; Actinopteri; Pleuronectiformes; Pleuronectidae. The record is from RefSeq and is a predicted model, not a curated record. The transcript is spliced from 5 exons.
AUGAGCUAUUCUUGCACCAGCCGGGGGAACAGCCAGGACCCGUCGAGCGCCAAGGAGCCUGCAGCUGAUUAUCUCAGGGAGGAGGAGAUGAGGGUGAAGAAGGGAUGCAACUCGACCGACGUGGGGGUCCCGAUGCCCGGGGAGGACCUGCUGGCCAGCGUGGGGGUCAGCCCGGAGGACGUGCUGGGUCUGCAGAGGAUCACACAGAAUUAUCUGUGCAGCCCGGACGAGAACAUUUUCAACAUCGACUUCACCAGGUUCAAGAUCAGAGAUAUAGAGACGAGCACGGUGCUGUUCGAAAUCACCAAACCUCCCACAGGCAAGCCCUCAGAAAAAUCAGGGGAGAAGAGGGACAUCGACCUGAACGCCGGCCGGUUUGUCCGUUACCAGUUCACCCCGGCUUUCCUCCGGCUGCGGCAGGUUGGAGCCACCGUUGAGUUCACAGUCGGAGACUUGCCCAUAGAAAACUUCCGGAUGAUCGAGAGACAUUAUUUCCGAGAGAAGCUGCUCAAGAGCUUCGACUUUGAGUUUGGCUUCUGCAUGCCGAGCAGCAAGAACACCUGCGAACACAUCUAUGAGUUCCCUCCUCUGUCUGAGGACGUCAUGAGAGAGAUGAUCCUGCACCCGUACGAGACGCAGUCCGACAGCUUCUACUUCGUGGACAAUAAGCUGGUGAUGCACAACAAGGCAGACUACUCGUACAACGGUGGGACGUAGAGGCGACACGCCGACGUGAGACAGCUGGACACAGGGACGGUCGUGAGGGAGGAUCAGAGUAAACUGACUGUUGCUCCAAUCGUCUCUCCUGCUCCAUCUCUGUCUCCCUCUGAAAGAAUUCCACAGAGGAAACAUCCAUUCAAAUGUGUCAGUUGAAUUGUGAGUUGAGUUUGUCCGAGGCCUAAAACGACGUCCGCACAAACACACACAUAGUGCACAGCUCGGUGCGACGUGUGUGUUUGUAAUAAAGUGAGAAACAUCAGAUGGUUUUUGCUCUUUAGCCACGUCAUGAAGCAAAAAACUGGAAAAACUCUGUAUCUUGAAAUAUUGAUAGAAAUUAUUUUUUUCAUUGAUGUACAUGUUAGAAACAAGUCAUCCAAAAACGUAUGUUUUUAGGACUUGGAUUCAACGAGUUUGUCUGUGUGUGUGUGUGUGGGUGUUUGUGUGUACUAGCGCUGGGUUGAUUUCUGGUUUUGGUUAUGGAGCUUAACCCUGACGCGACAUUUGUGACCAUGACAGGUUCUGGCAAAUUAAAAAGUAACCUACACCAGCAACCUGUGCAGACAGCCUUUAACCACCGCUAAUCAUGAGAAGUAGGACAACAUAAUAAGUAACACUUGAAUGAUGGAGGGUACACCUCCGACCAAUAAGUACCCUUAAGAAACCACAUUUAGAUUCUCUUGCACCAGAUGUCACACACUCAUAAAUAUCAGAAAGUGAGAAGUAUAAACACUUCCAGGACGUAAAAUACAGCAGUGAGAAGCUCAGUUUUCAUGAUUCAGUCUCAUUUAACAGCUUUUUAACGACUGUUUUAUAGUUAUGUUAAAUAAAAAGAGAGGCCUCCGAUGGAAAACGAACAACAUGUGUGAACGAGGGAAGUGGAAGUGAACAAACUUAUUCUGGAUUCAUCUUUCCAUCUAGUGUCUAUUCUGGUUUUGGCCAUGUUGGAAUCUUUGUGUUCCAAGUAGCCUCUGCUGGAUCAAGUGCGACACCUAAAGGUAAAAGUCGUUAUACCGAGGCCCAACCCUACUGCACAGUGCGUGUGUGUGUGUUUGUUUGUGUAGAAAUAUAUGAAUUUAAAUGUCUGUUGUGUGGUCAUCAGGUCUAAAAAGUUCUAAAUAGAUUUCAAUCUGUUAGCACAUUUUCUUCAGCAGACAGUAGUUAGCUCUUAGUUAAUGUUUCCUUUUUACGUCUGUUCUUUAUUUCUCAUUUCUCAAGUCGCGGGACCUGUGUUGACCGUGUGGGGACCAGCUGUUUGUGUUAACUGUCACUGUUUAAAGCACAGCGACUCUCUGGAGCCGCCGGUGAGGAAACGGUGAACUGAUUUGAGCUUGAACGUUGUCAUCAGUGAACCCGCUGUACUUUUCCAGUCUCAUUUUGCAGCCUCAUCGUCCAAGUUAACAUAACGACUUUCAGGAACUUUACAAGAAAGGAAAAUGUAGCAGAAGACUCUCAGAGAACAAAUCACCCGAGAUAUACAUAUAUAUAUUGUGUGUAUGUAAAGUCUGUCUCUAAUCUAAUUCUUGUUUAAUUUGUCCAUUUUGUCAUUUUAUGUGUUGUUUCUGCCUCUCAUAUGUCAUUUUUGGUUCCUGAAUCGGUCCUGGAACUUUUUUACCAGAGUGUUUUUAUCUGCUGUUAUUUGAUGGCAGUUAUUUAUUAAUCACCUUCACAUCAUAAAGAAAAUCAGUAACUAAACUAACAAACCCAUUGCACCCAUAUUGCAAAUAGCUUACAAAAAAAUAUCUUUGCCCACUAUGCGCCUGCUUGAUUCAUUCAUUGGUUCAAAGUUAAUUGAUUCUAACCAAGGGUUGGAGACACAUUAGCAGCAAAAAGUUGUGAAACAGGCAGCAGGGAACUCAGGUUGGCUCGGGUCCACUUGAAUGUACAGCAGACGUAUUUAUGACCUACUUUGACUUGUGUAAAUAUUUUGAACCGAGUUCAAGUUUUUGACGAAUUAAACGUUGG